Molecule: messenger RNA, 1872 nt
Organism: Hypoxylon trugodes
Lineage: Eukaryota; Fungi; Ascomycota; Sordariomycetes; Xylariales; Hypoxylaceae
Product: fungal-specific transcription factor domain-containing protein
Exons: 4
Coding region: 1-1872 (623 amino acids)
Biological process (GO): DNA-templated transcription; positive regulation of transcription by RNA polymerase II
Molecular function (GO): zinc ion binding; DNA-binding transcription factor activity, RNA polymerase II-specific; sequence-specific DNA binding
Source: RefSeq, a predicted model, not a curated record
AUGUCGUCCGCGUCUGAACGGCGUCGGAAACAAGCCUGCGAACGAUGUUGGAAACGGAAACAGAAAUGUGACAAAUUGCGACCGAGAUGUACAGCGUGUGCUGAGCUCGAAAUUGAAUGUACCGAACGGCAAUGGAGCUUUGACGCUGUUUCUGAAGAUACAGGCGUCACACACGCGUCCGUUGUUAGUUAUAUAGAAUCUCUAAAGGAGAAUAUAGAUCGUCUUGAGCAUGGACGAGUUGACAAGCGUCGUCGUACCUCCAGUACUAUUGCGGCCGAUGUCUCCCUAGAAGUAGGAUGGGCACGACAAAAUUCCGAGCACGAUGCGAAUGAUCAGAGGGGUCAUAACUCCGCCCAAGAGUCGACCAUUCGGGAUACCAUGGGCGGUAUUGGUCUCUUGUCUCGUUCUGCUAUGGCGGAGCCUCACGAUGAAUCUGAGAGACUACCCCGGAAUCUGCGAACUGAUAACAUUCUUAUGGCUGCCUUGGCAUUAGACGGACCGGAUCCGACAGCUGCUUCGCUUUCCGACGCUCGUCGACUGGGUCUGAUGGUUGAUUUUCAACCCAUGUCACUCCGACGAGACGCAACAAUUGGUUACUUGGAUCGCUUUGUCGACCAGGUAUGCUUCAAAUAUCCCUUCUUAAGUAGUAAAAGCCUGCGGGCGCAAUACGACUCUGUUGUGGAUAGCUCCAAUCACCCAGAUGGUAGUCUAGGCAAUGCUUCCCUUUCUAUAUUCAACUCAUGUCUUGCCGUCGCCAUCGGCGCUUCCGUUUCACCUGAGUCGACGAGUCUUAUGCCGCUCAUCAAUAGCUUGCAUUGCUCUGCCAUAAAGCAACUACCCUCCAUAUCGAAAACCCUAGGCGGAUUAGUAUUCAUACACUGCGUACUAUUCUUGGCUAUCUUUUCGAUGUAUAGCCCAAAUGGCGGCUCAACUUGGCACCUCGUGGGAUUGGCCGUGAAAAAAUGUAUAUCUUCGGGUCUCCAUAAGGAACAAGAACCUCAACCAUCGAUCUCACCAAAUGCUGUCAAUUAUAGGCGAGCACUAUUCUGGAGCGCUUAUCUUAUUGACCGAUUAACAAGUUUAGCAUUGGAUAGGCCUUUCAGCAUCCAAGAUGAUGACAUCACAGUUCAGGAACCUAGGGAACGGUACUUACAAUCUUCUCCUUACGAACACACCGUGGGCCGUCACCUCAUCGUACACGCACGGCUUAUAUCUAAUUUUCGUACCCAUUCGCAUUCUGGUCCUCUAUCCGACUAUGGGAACCUAUGUUUUUGGAGGGACUUGCCGUCAGACCUAAGAAAUUUCUCUACGUCACACCUCCCAUUAUCCGAUUAUCUCGACCAACUUACUACCAUUGCUUUUGUUAAUAUUAUGUUGAACGACAUUCCAGUGGAUGAUGGCGUCGGACUCUUAACGGUUACUUCUAACGACAUCAGGAGGGAUGCCAUGAGCACUUGCAAACAAUUUAUCGAUAGAAGUUACGAGCGCUUGCAUAUAGAACGUUGUGGAGGCUCGUUUCUUGAUGCGCUCGACGUUUUCUCGGCUAGUACCAUGUUCGUCUAUCUAACUUGCCGUCUUAAUGCUGAACACGGAAUCCCAGAAGCGAUGGAAGCCAUACACAUGUCUUCAACGAUCAUCACGGCCAUUAGCGAAAGGUUUAAUACUCUCAAGACAUUCCAAGCGAUACUUCUCUCCAUUUCAAUCCAUUUGAUGAAGGGAAACCGCCAUAAUCCGAACGCUCGAUUGUUCCCGAACGUCAUAUCUCCUCCAUAUCCAAUAGUUCCGCCUCGUCUAGACAUCAAAGUAGACGUACCCUCAACAAUUCCUGAAUGCCUUCGACGAUUGGUUGCUAAAAUGUUUGAAAUAUCAUGA